Messenger RNA from Myxocyprinus asiaticus (Chinese sucker), 7030 nucleotides. Its product is annotated as FYVE, RhoGEF and PH domain-containing protein 5-like. NCBI's taxonomy places the organism in Eukaryota, Metazoa, Chordata, Actinopteri, Cypriniformes, Catostomidae. The transcript has 21 exons. Gene Ontology annotation, molecular function: guanyl-nucleotide exchange factor activity; metal ion binding. Gene Ontology annotation, cellular component: cytoplasm. Bases 143 to 4306 code for a protein of 1387 amino acids. The record is from RefSeq and is a predicted model, not a curated record.
GUGCCCUGAGCGCCGCUGUCCUGAAAUGCCAUAACAGCAAGAUAUAGUUCGAGAAUGUGGAAUGCUGUGGUUGUUGUAAUAAUCUCUGGAUUACGAUCCCAUUGUGCGCGAAAGAUUUGAUGCGCGUGUCUCAGAUACACAAAUGAUGAUCGAGAAUGAGCGCAGAGUUUCAGGAGCAUCCCCCAGGCCCCAGGACACACUUCCAGGCUGUUCAUCUGUUCAAAGGCAACGUCAGCCACCUAUGCCUAAUCAGUACCUCAAACCAGCAAUUGCACCCAAACCUAGAAAAUUUCCCCAGCAUCAUCAUAGUUCUAACAUUUAUUUCAAUAUGCUCCACCCUGACAGAACCCUUAAACCCUCAAACGUAAGACACCAAAUGACGAAAAUGUAUAGAAGAAUAGUGCUGGACCAGGAGGAGUCACAAGAGAGGAAGACAGUCCAAACAGAUGAGACAGAACAGGAUGUUAUUGUGGAACAGGGGGAUGAGUUAGGAUGCGGGGAUGAGUUGGCACAGGGAAUUGACUUGGAUUUGGUGGAGGAUUUAGAAGACGGCGAGUCAAUGGACCUUCACUCUAAUUCAUGCAGUAAGAGAGUGGUAAAUAGUAACAGAGUGGUGGAGCAGAUACACUUAAAGGAAGUAGGGAAUAUAGCAUUGGGAUUGACUAAAAAUGGUGUAUCAUCAUCACAUAAAAGUUCCAGUGUUGUUAAAUUACCCUCUAAUACAAUUUACGGACAAAAUGCAUACACUAAUGCAAUGCUAAUAGACGAUAUAAUCUAUGGCAAAACUUUCAUUGAAGGAUUUUAUCCAAAUGGAAUGUCCCCCAGUGGUGUGAUUACAAGCACAAUGUUUUCAAAUGAAGAAGACCCAGAUGAGAUAUUUCAAUACAUUUGUGAUGCAGGCGAGGCAUUGGCAGACAAAGAUGGACUUUCCGAGUGUGACCUGUUUGAACAAACAGAACCUUCACAAAUUAUAGAGACAGAAGAGAACGUCAGCGGAGAUAUAACGAUGCUCACAAUGGAGGAGGUAUUGGACAGUUCUGAAUUGUCUUCAACUUCCGAUGAGGAAGAGGAUGAUGAAAUGCAGGAGGAAAAAGAAAACAUUGAGGAACAAGAAGAUAAUCAUUUGACAGACAAAAGUUCUUCACAAGAUCUCUCGGCAGCCAUUGAGGCUCCAGACAAUCCCUUAUCAGACAGUUCUGAUCUGUCUUCAUCUUUCCUUGAGGUAGAGGAUAAUGAAAUGCAGGAGAAAAAAGAGCAAUUUGAGGAACAAGAAGAUCAUCAUUUGUCUGACAAAAGUUCUUCACUCAAUCUCUUGUCACCCAUUGACACUCCGGACUAUCCCACAUCGGAUGGUGGACAUGAAACCCUCUUUCGGUCUGAUCAACCCUGUUUCUUGAGUUCCUCAUCUUCUCCAUCCCAGCCAUUCUUUGUCUCAGGAGCUGAGACAGUCUUAGAUUAUGAGGAUGUAGCAGAUGCAAAUCACAAUUAUUGCAACAAAGAUUCAGUGGAGCAAGAUCACCCUGAGAAUGAUCAGACCAUCUUAAUUCCUGACCUCUUCAGUGGCCUCUCACUUAUUCAUCAGCAAUCUGAAACCAAAUGCCAAAGUUUACUACCAUAUGAAGUUGAGGAGCGCAUUGGGCAAGAAGAAGUUCCAAAGAACCAACUGAGUAUGACAACUGAAAAUUUAGAACUCACUGGUCUUACAGAAGAACACGUGUAUGAAGAGACAGAGCCAAAAAUCCAAGCAAAAGACUUCCUUCAGAACAGAAAGUACUUUAUGACUCGCUCUAUAUCUGUGGAAACCCCCAGUAAGAAACUUGACCUGAUGAGUAGCCCAGCAACAGGAAAUGCCCGGCUUUUGCUACACCCACGCUCCUUCUGUCCAGAUCAGUGUUUCCUUGGAAAUGGUCGGCUCGCACUAACUGGUUCGUUAGGAUGUCUUUCACAAGGCGUCCACAGCUCAACAGACUUAGCUAAAUUCACUAGAGUGGAUAUACCACCCCCUUUUGAACUGGCUUCCAUCACUAAACGACCAAUCAGAAAAAAUUCGCCAUCCCUGACCAACGAAAUGGCUUCCUCUUGCAAGAAAUCUGAUUUUGGGUUUAAACGUUACCUACUGCCAUUACGAUUCCUCAGGAAAUCUGAACGGAAAAGCAUGAUGGAUAAUCGCUCAAUUUCCUCCAGGUCCUCCUCUGAGUCGAGUCCACAAGGGUUAUGCAAACACCUGGAUUUAAUCAGGCAUAGCAUGGGCAGCCCUGAGUUAAAGAGGACCCCAGAUUGCACACAACCAAUAUCUACCUCUUCCUUUAUUUUCCCAAAAAAUAGGCAUAAACCGGAACUUAACUUAACACUUAAUACUAAUUUAACUUCCAGCACCGAUAAUUUGUUACAUUCCCACUUUGAGCCCCUACCCCUUUCUAAAUCUCGAUCUUUUUCAUCUCCCAAUGCUGACUCAUCGGAAUACGAGAACGUUCAAAAUGCUUCUUCUCACUAUGAGAAUGUGCAGAUUCGCCUUCUGAACCCCAUCAUUCAGAGUCAACGAAAUCAGAGUUCAACCAGUGACACUGAUGGUUAUGUGGAUAUGAGCAGUCUACCAGGCUUCCAUGGCAAAAAUCAGUCUUCUGAGCAAGAGACAGAUAGUACCUACACUUUCUGUUCUCCGAAUGUGAGGCCAGAUGGAACAGUGGGUGUGUCUGUAGGUGUGGCUUGUACAAGAGAGAAAAGGACAAAGACAUCUGACAAACUGGCUGUCAGCUGCUCCAGGGCAUUCUACAGCGCUAAAGAGCUUUUGGACAGUGAGGCACAGCAUGUUAAGUCUUUACAACUUCUCUUUGAGACUGUUGAAGCGGAUGAGAGGCUGAGUACACUAUGGACAGAGAUACCUGAUAUUUGUACCCUCCACCAAGAUAUACACACACUACUGGAGGCCUGCAUCAAGGAAUGGGAUCAGAAUGAAGGGAUUGCUGAAAUCAUCUUGGCAAAGAAGACAGGGUUUUCCAUCUUCUCCUCUUACAUCAGCCAUUAUGAUGAAAAAGUGAAUUAUGUGGAACAAAUACAAAGCACAUUACCAGAUGUGGCAACCUUGAAAAAGCACUUGCUGCAGGUCAUUGUGCGCAUCCUACAAUACCGAAUGCUGCUAACAGAAUACCUGAAUAAUCUCUCACCAGACUCCAGAGAAUUCCAAGAUACACAAGAUGCUUUGGCGGUGGUCUCAGAUGUUGCUUAUCAUGUCAAUGACUGCCUCAAGAAUGGAGCAGAUCUUUUGCGAUUGGUCCAUAUUGAACACAGUGUUCUAGGUCUGACGGAUCUCUUACAGCCUGGGAGGGUUUUUGUGAAAGAAGGUACCCUCAUGAAGGUCAGCAGGAAGUGCAAGCAGCCCCGUCACCUUUUCCUGAUGAAUGACAUUAUGCUGUACACAUAUCCUCAGCAAGAUGGCAAAUAUAGACUCAUCAACACAUUACCACUGGCAGGGAUGGAGGUCAGCAAGCCACUGAUAGAGAAUGCUCAGAAUGCAUUGAAAAUUGAUGUGAAAGACAUAAGCAUCACUUUGACCGCCAGCUCCUGCAUUGAACGAGACGGUUGGUUUUUUACACUGAAUCGGACGUUGCUGGACCUUGGCCCAGCGCCAGGAGACCCAGUGGACUGUCUUGAGUUCUUAGAGGUGCCAGAGAUUUGUCUUGGCGAGAAUGCUCCUCCCCUUUUGUCCGUCUCUCAGGUGACAGUUUGCAUGAACUGUCCCUCUCAUUUUAGCCUCACAAAUAGACGACAUCACUGCCAUGCCUGUGGCAAGGUUGUUUGCAGAGAUUGUUGCAGGAAGAAGUUCCCCCUUAAAUACAUGAAGAACAGACGGGCCAAAGUGUGUGAUCAAUGUUACACUGAGCUUCGUAAGCAUGAUGUUGCCACUAUAACGGAGAGCUCCAGUCGGCCACUCUCUGCUGUGUUUCAAAACAUUCAUCCAUCCAGUCUGUGGAAGAACCGCAAAGGCCAGCUAUCUUUUAACCAGGUGUCAGGGUCCGAGGGCGUGAUGAGUGGGACCCUGCAGAGAUGCAGGAACAGCAAGAGAAGUUGGAAAAACUUGUGGUUCCUCCUAAAAGACAAAGUUCUCUAUACGUACCCACAGCCUGAGGAGAGGGUUGCAUGCGAGACCCUCCCUCUAUUGGGUUUCUCCGUGAGGUCAGAGGUUGAAGGAGAGAGCAGUAUGUUUCAGCUGUACCACAAAAGCACUCUCUUCUACACUUUUAGAGCCCAGGAUUGUCACACUGCUCAGAGGUGGGUCAACGCCAUGGAGGAGGCCACAGUCCUGUAGUUAUUGGUGUGCCAUCUUCUCAUUGCAGUUAUAUCUGUUUUUCAGCAUCUAAAAUAAAUGCAUUUUCAUGUCGUACUUAAAAAGCACCGUGUGACCAGCAAGACUCUCAAAGAGCGUUGGCGUGACGUAACAGACAUAUUUUUGGAAUGCCAAGGGAACAAAAUGCUCACACUCAGACAUGUAUUUUGUGCCAAAUUCUUCCUCCAAAGACCUCGUUGAGCUGUGGACACGCUGUAAAAAGCACACUGUAGCACUUCCAGCUCUCUUUUAGUUUACUGCUCAGUUUUAAUGUUUUAAAACAUUUUUAAACCAGAUACUGCUUAAUUUAAAGGGAUAGUUCACCCAAAAAUGAAAUUCCUCUCAUUUACUCACCCUUAUGCCAUCCUAGAUGUGUAUGACUCUUUUUCUUCUGCAGAACACAAACAAAGAUCUAUAGAAGAAUAUUUCAGAUCUGUUGGUCCAUCCAAUGCAAGUAAAUGGUGGCCAGAACUCCCUUUAACAAACAGAUUUGUAAGUGUCAUUCCUUAUACAAUGCAAUAUACUGUAUAUUAAAAAUAUUAUUGGGAAAGCUUAACACAUGGACAGCAGAUUCUAUUCUAUUCAUAAAUGAGAUAAUGAGAUGAGAACAGGUUGGAAUUCUAAGCCCACUGUUUGAUGUGAGUUUAAUGAGUGACAUUUGCAUGCUGUCAUUUCAUGUUUGGAGUAUAUUUAUAUCAGAGUCAUUUGGACAAUGACUUGCACUUAUAAUUUGGAUUGAUUUCCAUCUAGCAACAGAGCUGGAAUUCUCGUUGCACUCGGGGUGAUUUAAUAAUGAGAAUUUACUUUUCCAUUCUGUAUCAACAGGCUAACAUUCUGAUAACUUUCAGUAUUACAAUCUAAAAUAUGAGGACUUAAUUGUGCUUGAAUGUACAAGCAGUGUGUCUGCUGGAAGAAAUAAACUUUCAUUAGCUGCCAUUUCUUGAUUUAAGAAAGCAUGAGUUUAGUGUGUGUGUUCAGUGUGGAUUUUUAAACCUCACCUCACUUUUAUUUCCUGUUGUGUAUGAACAGUCGCUUCUGUAAAUGAGGUGAUGCAUAUGACAAACACUGUUGUCCAAAAGUUUGGAAUAAUGUACAGAUUUUGCUGUUUCAGAAGGAAAUUGGUACUUUAAUUCACCAAAGUGGCAUUCAGCUGAUAACAAAGUAUAGUCAGGACAUUACUGAUGUAAAAAACAGAAUCAUCACUAUUUGAAAAAAGAAAUUUUUGAUCAAAUCUAGACAGGCCCCAUUUCCAGCAGUCAUCACUUCAAUACCUUUUCCUUGAGUAUUCAUGCUAAAUUGCUAAUUUGGUACUAGAAAAUCACUUGCCAUUAUAUCAAACACAGUUGAAAGUUAUUUGGUUUGUUAAAUGAAGCUUAACAUUGUCUUUGUGUUUGUUUUUGAGUUGCCACAGUAUGCAAUAUAUUGGCAUGUCUUACGGUCAAUAUUAGGUAACAAAUGGCAAAAAAAGAGACAGCUUUCUCUAGAAACUCGUCAGCCAAUCAUUGUUUUGAGGAAUGAAGGCUAUACAAUGCUUGAAAUUGCUAAAAAACUGAAGAUUUCAUACAAAGGUGUACACUACACCUUCAAACACAAAGGACAACUGGCUCUAACAAGGACAGAAAGAGAUGUGGAAGGCCAGAUGUACAACUAAACAAGAGGAUAAGUACAUCAGAGACUCUAGUUUGAGAAAUAGACGCCUCACAUGUCCUCAGCUGACAGCUUCAUUGAAUUCUACCUGCUCAACACCAGUUCCAUGUACAAUUGUAAAGAAAAGACUCAGGGGUGCAGGCCUUAUGGGAAGAAUUGCAAAGAAAAAGCCACUUUUGAAACAAAAAAAAAGAGAAAAGGUUAGAGUCGGCAAAGAAACACAGACAUUGGACAACAGAUAAUUGGAAAAGAGUGUUAUGGAACUUAACCUCAUUGAACUUUAGUGGGAUCAGCUAAACUGUAAGGUUUGUGAGAAGUGCCCGACAAGACAGCCACAUCUAUGGCAAGCGCUACAGAAAGUGUGGGGUGAAAUGUCACCUGAGUAUCUGGACAAACUGACAGCUAGAAUGCCAAGGAUCCGCAAAGCUGUCAUUGCUGCACAUGGAGGAUUUUUUUUAUGAGAACUAUUUGAAGUAGUUUAAGAAGUUCUGAACAUUUGUUUUUCAAAUUGUAAUAGUAAUUUUUCAUGUUAUUAAUGUCCUGACUAUACAUUGUGUUCAGCUGAAUGCCACUUUGGUGAAUAAAAGUACCAAUUCCUUUCCAUAAGAGCAAAAUCUGUACAUUAUUCCAAACUUUUGGCUGCCAGUGUACAUUCAAACCUCUAGGUCAGAACAAUGUUGAAAUCAAACUUUCACAACAAAGAAGUCAAAUCUAUGUAGGGGAGACUGGGGCUAGUUGUCACAGGGGCUGUAUCUCUCUUACUAGAAGGUUUUGAGUCAAAAGUCUAUAUAUAUAAAUGUGUUUUCUCUAUACCAGUUGUAUUGUAUGUUGGUUUUAAAUAUUACUAUUGCUAUUAUUUUUUUAUUUAUUUUUUUGUGAAUUUUAUCCUCUAAAGUGCAAAUUUAAUAUCAUCAUAUAUUUGCUAUAGGCUAGGAGUUGGAUAAACAAGUGAACACAAUAAAACCACACUGGCAUAUAAACAUUCAGGCAAGGGUCGACUACAUAUUGAAGGUACAGUUGUGCUCAAAAGUUUGCAUACCCUAGCAGAAAUUGUGAUAU